AUGCUGAGUCGGCGGCUGCUCGUACUGGUUGCUGCCGCGGCCCUGGCGUCAAGCGCCGAUGCCGUGGAUCGCAGCAAGUUCCGCACGUGUGAGAAAACCCAAUUCUGCAACAAGUUUCGCAACGUGCAGCGUCAGGAGCUGCCCAGUAAGUUCUAUGUGGAGCGUGCCAGUAUCCGGUCGGACUCGGACGCAAACUUGGUGCGUUUCCUGGUGGAAGACGCGGGUCAGAAGGGCGGUGUUCCGCUUGCUGGAUCUCUCGCGUUCGUGCUUAAUGCGGACAGAGCGGUGGUGCCGGCGCUGCGAGUGCGACUCCAGGAGAAGUUCGAGAACCCAAAGGACCCCAAGAUCCGCUGGACUAGUGACGAUAUUCUUGUUCCUGCAGCUGAAGAGACGCGCCCGCUUCGUCAGUUGACGGUGAAAGAAGCGGGUCUCAAGACAUCAAUUAACGAGGAUAACGUGCUGCUGUUCGCCCCCGAGACGCAGGGGGCGACGCAGGUCGUGGCUGCCUUGAAGUUGGGCGAAGGAUCUUUUGGUGUGGAUUUGUAUCUGGACGGAGAGAAGGUGGUUUCCACUAAUGACGACGGAUUGUUUCACUAUGAGAUUCGACAGGACCGCGUAGAUUCCGCGGCGCAGGGUGAAGCGGCGGCCGACCAAGCUGCAGUGGAUGCUCAUGAGGGGAAGACUAUUGUGGACUAUGGGGAAGAUGGCCUUGCUAUCUAUGAUGACGGUACCGUACAGAAGAAGGAGGAACAGUCAGCUACUACGACGGCUACGGCUGGGGCUGAUGGGAACGUGGAGGGAUGGGAGGAAUCCUUUGGAGGACACACAGACAAGAAGAAGUUUGGCCCCAGCUCUAUUGGACUGGAUGUGUCGUUCCACGGAUCGGCAGAAGCCCCACGCUCGCUUUACGGCAUCCCAGAACACGCCACGGAUUUCGUACUCAAGGACACAAUUGAGCCGAACGAUGAAGGGGAGGGCAAGAGGAGGGUGGUGACUGAUCCGUACCGUUUGUACAACUUGGAUGUGUUCGAGUACGAGCUGGACAACCCUAUGGCGUUGUAUGGCGCGAUCCCAGUGCUUGUAGCUCCGAAUAAGGAGAACACUGUCGGUAUGUUCUGGAACAAUCCCAGUGAGACGUUCGUGGACACUUGGACCGACGAAGAGACGAACAGCAAGUCUAGUCACUGGCUCAGUGAGUCUGGCGUCUUCGAUCUGUUCUUGCUGGCGGGGCCUAGCAGUGCCGAUCUGUUCUCGCAGUACACGCUUCUUACUGGUCGCGCGCAGCUUCCGCCGCUCUUUGCCUUGGGCUACCAUCAGUGCCGUUGGAACUACAAGAACGAGGCUGAUAUGGCGCGUGUGGAUGCUGGCUUUGACGAACAUUUGAUCCCGUACGACGUGCUGUGGCUGGACAUUGAGCACACGGAUGGAAAGCGUUACUUCACGUGGGACGAGCACGCCUUCCCUACGCCCAAGAACAUGCAGGAGUCCGUGGCGCGUACUGGCCGUAAGAUAGUAACUAUCGUCGACCCGCACAUUAAAGUGAGUCAGUCCAAAGACAAGCAGCCGUAUUACAUUCACACUGAAGCCGAGGAGCUGGGACUCUUCGUCAAGGAUGAACAGGGCAACGACUUCAAGGGAUGGUGCUGGCCGGGCGAGUCUUCGUACGUCGACUUCACAUCUCCAAAGGCGCGUGCAUGGUGGCGUCACCAGUUCCGCUAUGAAAACUACCAGGGGAGCACCAAGCACUUGUACACUUGGAACGACAUGAAUGAGCCGUCCGUUUUCAACGGCCCUGAGGUUUCGAUGCGCAAGGGAUGCAUGAGUCUUGCUGGCGUGGAACACCGUGAAUGGCACAAUCUGUACGGAAUCCUCUUCCAACGCUCGACCAUGGAAGGCCAGCUAGUUCGUCAGCAGCCUCCUCCAGAGCCUCUCUCGGCCUUUGGAGAGGAGCUACAACUUCGGUCAGAUAUGCAGCGUCCGUUUGUGCUAUCUCGCGCGUUCUCCGCCGGUUCGCAGCGGUACGGAGCGAUCUGGACGGGAGACAACACGGCUGAGUGGGGCCAUCUGCGCUACGCCACCAAGAUGCUGCUGUCCAUGUCCGUUGCUGGGCUUACGUUCGUGGGCGCAGAUGUGGGCGGAUUCUUCGGCAAUCCGCCCACAGAGCUGCUUACGCGAUGGAACCAGGCGGCUGUCUAUCAGCCAUUCUUCCGCGGCCACGCUCACCACGACUCGGCUCGUCGUGAGCCGUGGGUAUUUGGAGAACCAACGACGUCACGUAUCCGCGCUGCUAUUCGUGAGCGCUACUCGCUGCUACCGUACAUCUACACGCUUUUCCACACAUGUUAUGCUCGCGGUAUGCCCAUCAUGCGUCCCCUUUGGGCGCACUUUACUCUGGAACCGCAGAGCUUUAGUGAGGAGGACCAAUAUCUGCUGGGUGACGCCCUGCUCGUGAAACCGAUCGUUGAGGAAGGCGUGGAGGCCACGCACGUGUUCCUCCCGUCCGACAAUGCUCAGGAUAAGACGGUGUGGUACCAGGUGACGGAUGGAUACAAGCGUUUCUUCGGUGGCAAGACGUACGCGAACGUGCCGGCGCCACUGGAUGCCAUCCCAGUAUUCCAGCGAGGCGGCACCAUAUUGCCACGUAAGCAGCGUGUGCGUCGCAGCUCGGAGUUGAUGCGCGACGACCCGCUGACGCUGGUGGUGGCGCUAGACCAGCGCUUAGAGGCUCGUGGCGAUCUGUACGUGGACGACGAGCGCUCAUUGGCUGCUGAGCUUGAAGGGGAGGGCACUGUUGUGUCGUUUCAUCAGACGAAGGAGGGACUGCGGUCAACGGCUACUGCAGCUACAUCGCAAGGCAAGCGCUACACGUCGCUCAUGUGGGUGGAGCGCAUCGACGUGUACGGCUUCCAGUCUGAGGCCAAUGUGCCCAAGCAGGUGUUGGUGGGUAGCGAGCGCGCCGUGGACUUCCAAUACGAUGCCGCCAGUGACCGCCUUGUGCUGCGGAAGCCGCAGGUGCUGGUCACGGACGACUGGGAGCUGCGUUUCGUGUACGACCAAGCGCUCGAGUAA
Messenger RNA from Phytophthora infestans T30-4, 3069 nucleotides. RefSeq names its product neutral alpha-glucosidase, putative. The transcript has a single exon. Gene Ontology annotation, biological process: carbohydrate metabolic process; N-glycan processing. Gene Ontology annotation, molecular function: alpha-glucosidase activity; carbohydrate binding. The record is from RefSeq and is a predicted model, not a curated record. NCBI's taxonomy places the organism in Eukaryota, Oomycota, Peronosporomycetes, Peronosporales, Peronosporaceae. The coding region runs from base 1 to 3069 and encodes 1022 amino acids.